Messenger RNA from Bombus huntii, 3817 nucleotides. RefSeq lists its product as uncharacterized. The transcript is spliced from 3 exons. The record is from RefSeq and is a predicted model, not a curated record. The coding region runs from base 569 to 1459 and encodes 296 amino acids. NCBI's taxonomy places the organism in Eukaryota, Metazoa, Arthropoda, Insecta, Hymenoptera, Apidae.
UGCUGUUACGCGUUUAAUAACUCCUUAUUUUUAUUCAUUUUUAUGCCAUAAUUUAUUCUUGUAGUACCAUAUUGCGCGUACACUGCAACCAGAAUGCAAUUUGCAUGUUACGCGCAAACGCGUUAUGAUUAUGACAGAUUUAAACAUUUUAUAAGGUGCGAAAAAACUGUUGUUACAAGCAUAAUUUUAGGCAUGAAAAUUGUAUAAAAUGCAUCGCAAUGUGUUGGUAAUAAUCGUCUUCGGCCUUUAUGUAGAUCGUUGGACCGGUCGCAUUUAUCAUUCUCAGGCAGCUUCGUUGUUACUCGAUUGAAAAUUUCAAGGAGCGCCUCAGUAUGCCUUGAACAGCAAGGGGACGAUCAUUUAUCAACGGCCAUUCCGGUAUUCAAUUUAACCCUUAUUAGAUGAGUAAUUUCCUGAUCGUGCCUAUUAGCGGAUUAAUCAACAGAUUUGCGUAUGAUCGAACGAUAAUGAUGGAGCGCCAGUUCCUGCAGACGCUAUUGAACACGAGGACUCCAUAGCGUCCGCCUCUGAAACAGGCGAGGAAUACGAAGACGGUGACGACUCGGAUAUGUACAUGGAGCCAGACGGUACCGAGCCGGACGAAGGCGACAAGGUAGAAGGAAACCAAGAGGACGAAACUUACAAAAACACAACUGACGAAGUUCCAUCAGACGCGACCGAGAAAAAAGACGAGCUACCAAGCUCUACCACCGACAAGCCUACCUCGAAGGACCAGAAAGCGGAAAAUACCAAAGAAACGAGUCAAACGGAUGCGCCUGACUCAGAAGACAAAAGCUUGGAAACCGAUAGUCAAAACUUCUUCCCUUCGUUUGCGGAGUUGUUUGCGAAUCACAGGGCUUCUUUCGCGGAGCAACAAAGGUAUAGACCCAAUAGAUUCCUCGGGUACUUCCAACGCGAUCGCAGUGGCUAUCAAACAGCGACUGCAACGGCGAAAGACGUUCAUCAUCCGCUUCUAGGGUCAGGGAACUUUGGCGUGAUUCGAGGUGGCACUUACUACCCCGAAGAGAAAGAAAACGACGAGUACACGAUGGACGAUAGUCUGUAUAAUCCUUACUACCACGGUGGAAAUCGUGGCCGUGCAAACUAUUUCAGCAAUCCGAAACCUCAGCCGAUUCGCGGUGGCGAUUUCUUCGCGAAUUUCCGAGACUUCGCCGAUAUCACGGCUCCUCCUAAGUCCAGUUUCUCUCAUUUAUCCGUGGUUUAUGCAAAUAAGAACGGCAGCGCAGCUGGGCGUAUCACAGAGCCUAGGAAUAUUAUCGAGACCCUGAGAAUGUUGGAAGAGGAAGGGCAAACUAGUUCCGAGGUAACGACCACGACAGAAGCACCGAGGAAGAAGCAGAGCAAAGGGAAAAGGAAGUUGAUGAAGAUGAAGCAAUACGAAGAGGACAAGGCAAGAAGAUCCCGUAUGACCGUUGAGCCUUUGUUAGCGCUCAGUUGAACGUACGCCGGGAUCCAAAUUGUAUGGUAGUGCGGACGCGAACCUCGGGAUCUUUUCCCAAACGCGAAAUCUGGCCACGAGAUCAGAACCAAAGUCUGAAAAGUGUUGUCACAUCCUACUACGUAUCGGAGGAGUUUGUGCUGAAAAUGAGAGGAACAAUGAUCAAAGGGACGCUUGCCUCGCGUUUAUCUGAACGUUUACGAAGCAACUAUAUGAUCGUUUUGAAAUUUUUUCCAGGUAAAUUCCGAUACGUCCUGAGACUGGAUUUUAUAUUAAUAAGAACGUUCGUACAGAGAUCUUAUUCCUACGUAAGCGUAUUCCGUUUUCUUGAUUAUCAGCAUUAACAUAAAUGCGUUCCACCUUGGCGUAUUGAAAAAUCUCCUUUGCAAUUGUAACGAUUGCGUGGAACCUGCGUGUUUCGAGCAAUUAUUUAAAUUGUUUAUGGGAGAUAAGCUGUUAUUUGUGUACCAUUCUCGAUUUGUAAUUCAACGUUUCAGGCAUUCUGAGAAAACUAAAAGCGCCAAAAUACAGGUUACCGUCGAAUCGAACCACUAAUGAUACUGUAGAAACUUAGAGCUUACUAAAAUUAUAUGAAAAUUUCUUAAGUUAGCAUCGAUAUGCUGUCAAGUGAACAUCGAAGUGUUUUCUAUUCGUGUUCUGCAAUGACGGAUUAAUCGUUGGACGAAGAAAAUAAUUUAAAAGGAAUAAAAUAUUUCAUCUUUAUCUCUAAAUCCAAAUUCAAGAAACUAGCCUAUUCGUGUGUGGAGAUCACAUCGAAUCAUAAAUAACGUUCUCUCAGUAUAUCCUCAGAGAUAUUUUCAACAAAACAACACUUUUUAUACACUUGCAUCAGACAUAACAUUUUUCCGUUAAUUUAAAAAUUAGUAGAUCCUCAUUUAAGAAAUAUCAACGAAUUCAAAUUGUCAAUGUCUCCUAAUUUUUAUCAUCUCGCUAUUAAUAUUCAACGUAUAGUCAGGCAUUAUAAGAUAACUUUUUUCUCAAUAGAUACGGCUCCUUCAUCAACCGUUUUUGAAGCUUUUCCUGGCAACGUACUAUAGCACGUACGUUGUCAUUUCAAUGAAAUAAUUCGGUGUAAUAUAUCUCUUUAUAUCCCACCAUGAGAAUGUAUUUAUUCAAAAACGUAUAUUCACAUUUUUCACGCGAAAGUUUAUCAAUUUUUACAAAAGAAAUAUGGAAAAGUUUGAAGAUCGAACUGAAGAAAUAUCUCGUUUAAGAUUCGCAUAGAAACGUAUUGAAACGUGCGAUCAUUCAAAAUUGCUUUCAUCGUCGAUCGAUUAAUCCCCGAACUUUUGUAUGCGCGUAUAAGUAGUCAUCUCAAGUUGGCGAGUUGCGAUUGUGUCAAACUCGUUUAUCGGCAAUUCACGGACACAUUUUAAAUUGAUUGAAUGCACUUGCGCGUGCAGUUUCGUUAUGCUCGAGUAAACCUCGAUCCGGUACGAGUAACUCGUACACACUAACGAUAAUUUCCGUUCAUACGCUGCGUACAGUUGACGCACGCGAUCACGUGCGAGUACACCGAGUGUGAAAACAGAAAAUUCUGCGCCACGCGCGUUAUCAUCGAGCGCAAGAACGGAAUCACGCGGAGAAAAAAGAAAAAUUAUUGCAAGAGCGUUGAUUUGCGUGCAUCGCGGCCUUUUGUAAAUAAAUUCCAUCGCUCUCUGCUUCGUGUUUUCUUUAGUGUUUUAGCUAAAGCAGAACCGGACUAACACUCGCGCCUUCAUUCCAUGAAUAUGUAUUUGUUCGUUCGGAUCUCGUUUCUGCGUCUAGCUAUGUAGUUUCUAAACGAGUAAGAUCGAUCGUGGAUAAGUAUCUCUCCUCUUCUUUUUUUUACACGCAGACUGUGUCUCGCUGCAUUUAUUAAAUUCACAAAGACUGUUCACCUAUUAAUUAUUAUCGGCUUAACGUAGAAUUGUUCAUUCCUUUUUCAUAAAUUAAACUAAUAUUUCUCUCAUGAAAGCAUCUAGUUUUGUUUAGAUCUACAUGUAAGCGACUUUUCUUCACAGCACCCUUUGAUAUGUCUUUUCUAAUUCGAUUGAAGAUCAUGCAUUUCAAUCGUUAGAUCAGUGGUUUGUUUAAAAAAAAAUUUGCUCUGAUUCUCGGGAAAAAUCACGGCGAAGAUUCAUCCUGUGCUUCAUAAUAGGAAAGAAUUAUGAAGAGGACAGCCUACAAGUGAAUUAUUCGUCGUAGAUUUCGGCGCAUUGUUAUAACAGUUGUUGUUGAUUAUUUUAAGUAUAUGAAGUAGGUAUAAUAAUUAAAUCGAAUACUCUGUCUCAUGCUGUUUUUAAUAUGGUGCAAAGGGACACGAUGAGAUAUCGAAAUAAAGUAUAUUUUUCAUAA